Molecule: messenger RNA, 1655 nt
Organism: Rhipicephalus sanguineus (brown dog tick)
Lineage: Eukaryota; Metazoa; Arthropoda; Arachnida; Ixodida; Ixodidae
Product: nuclear speckle splicing regulatory protein 1
Exons: 6
Coding region: 19-1230 (403 amino acids)
Biological process (GO): regulation of alternative mRNA splicing, via spliceosome
Source: RefSeq, a predicted model, not a curated record
UCCACAGAGAAAACAAAAAUGGCGGCUCCCAAGAAGUACGGGCUCAUCUUGCCGAAGAAGAAUGACAAACCUGUUCUUUCCGCGACGUCUGUCUUCGGAGAUGACAGCGACGAUGAGCACGACAAGGCGACCAUCGAAAAAACCAUGCGAAAAGAGUCCAUACGCAACCUCAAGAAAAUUCAGACGCAGCUUACCCUACGUAAAGCAAUGGAAGAGGACCCGUCUGUGUUUGAAUAUGAUGAAGUAUACGACGACUUGAAGAAGAACAAGGAGGAAAAGAAGCAGGAAGUCACAAAGGAUCGAAAGCCUCGGUACAUCGAGCAACUGCUAAAGUCGGCCGAGCUGCGCAAGCGAGAAGGCGACCGCAGGACACAGCGAAAGAUUCAGAAGGAACGAGAGACCGAGGGCGAGGCCUUUGGCGACAAGGAGGCGUACGUGACGUCAGCCUACAAGCGCAAGAUGCAGGAAAUGCAGGAGGAAGAAGAGCGAGAAAUGCGGCGCGAGCAGAUGGACCAAAUGAUGGACGUCACAAAACAGAAAGACCUGAGCGGCUUCUACCGCCAUCUGCUGAAGCAAGAAGUUGGGGAGGAGAGAAUACCGCAAAACACGGACAAGCCCAUAGACUUGCCAAAGAAAGAAGAGAAGCCCAAAACUUCCAAGAGCACCGAAGAGCCUUCUCAGGCUCGCCGUUCUUCACGGGAGGACCGUAGAGCACCGUCGUCAUCUAGCCAUCGUGACAGUGACAGUGGAGACGGUGAACACAGCACACAAGCAGCUGGUGAAGAUCACAGCGAGGAUGCUUCCAGGAAGAACAAGAGGGCUUACAGAACAAGGAGGAUCAGUGAUCCAUCUGAGGAAGAGGGCUCUCCACCGCGAAACGAGCCUUCUACGAGCAAGAACAUCGACAGAGACAUAGAUGCCGAUAGCGACUUUGAGGUUGACUCUGAAGAUUCUUCUGAUGAAGAUGAAAACCAGGCUGCUCCACAGAAAGACAAGGAGAAGACUUCAGCACCGAGCAGCAAGCGGUCAAAGGAUGAUCGUUCGGAAGCGAGUGAAGGCGACAAAAAAGACACUACCGAGGAACCUGCCACAAAGGUCAUUGCAAAAGACUGGAUGGCCCUGUUCCGUAAGAGGACCGUUGGGGACAAGUUUGAUGUGGCAGUGGCACGGUACUUUGAGCGUAAAGCAGAGAUGGAUGCCUACAAGAGGGCACAUGGUAGCGUGCAAUAGCAUACUGCCAGUUCCCUGUUCGUGUUGACAGAGUUGGCCAGAGUGUUGAAAGACCCAUUCCUGCAGUGGCGUUAACUUGCUCGCAGCUCAUGGAAACGAGCGUCUAUCAUAUUCCUGCAAGCUUCAGCGAGAUGAAAAAUUGCUCUCCACGACGAACUCCUGCAUCAGUGACGACUCAUCAGUUGCUUUUUAAGGCCUGUGUCCUUGGGAACAAUUACGCCUACAAGGCUUCGAAAACGUUGGCAUCAGCAUUCACGCAGGUGCCAAAUAUGUGCAUUAAUUAUGUGCCGAUGUGUUGAAUAGCUAUAAUGUUAUCUGCCAUCCAAAGUGCUCUCAAGUGUGGUGAUGGACAGUACAUGCAUUGCGGCGAAGUCAGCACAUGAACAGCAACAGAUAAAGCUGUACAGUCUUACCAUAAAGUAAAU